Molecule: messenger RNA, 822 nt
Organism: Peronospora matthiolae
Lineage: Eukaryota; Oomycota; Peronosporomycetes; Peronosporales; Peronosporaceae
Source: the annotation of a GenBank genome assembly
AUGACCGGAAGCAGCAGCAGCAGCAGUAGCAGCAAGGGCGUCGUCAAGCGCAAGCGCGUGGUGCUCUCCAUCCACGACAAACAGCAGGUGCUCCAGCGUCUCGACAACGGGGCACAGCCGCUCGCUCUGGCUCAGGACUUUGGCAUCAGUCGACAGCAAGUGUCGGAUAUUAAGAAAAAUCGGGCUCGGAUUUUAUCCUUUUGCGGACAGGUCAAGUGCCUGUCGAAGCUCAAGCGCAAGACGCUCACGGCCUCGCCCGUUCCGUACCCAGGCGUCGAGCAGGAGCUCUAUCGCUGGCUCGUGCGGCAGCGGACGUUGGCUCGGCACGUGUCGAGGGACGCACUUAAGGCGAAGACCACGAACCUGUUUCGACAGUACGCGGCCGAUACGACGAGACCGUCGAUUUCUACGAUGACGUCGUGGCUCGGACGGUUUCGAAAAGCCUACGGGCUGCAGCUGCUCUCGGACAGGGAGCUGCAGCAGUUGCCCGAGCAGUUUACAUCAGUGAUGGGGACCACGGAAGGUACGGGUGGAGAUGGAGAAGCUGCAGGAAGGCUGGAUGCAGUAUCUGUGCAGGUGGAUGGACAGGGGCUCCUGUCUCGUUGGCAUAAGGUGGAAAAAGAGGGGGAUGAAAAUGGACGGGACUGGAUGCGGCCUUCUUCGGUCGUGUCGUUGCAGACGACUGUGGACACGCUGCAACAACUGAAUCGUCAAUUGACGAGGUUUGAACGGGAGAUGGCGGUGAAGCUCGAUUACCUGGAUGAACGCGUCGUUAAGUUGUGCUACUUUGUCUUACCGUCGCCGCAGUGGAAUUAUCGGUAG